GAUGACCUGAAGGAGAUGCUGGACACAAAUAAGGAUUCCCUCAAGCUGGAGGCCAUGAAGAGGAUUGUGGCGAUGAUUGCCCGUGGAAAGAAUGCCUCAGACCUGUUUCCUGCAGUGGUGAAGAACGUGGCCUGUAAGAACAUAGAGGUGAAGAAGCUUGUCUACGUGUACCUGGUGCGCUAUGCUGAGGAACAGCAAGACCUGGCCCUGCUGUCCAUCUCCACCUUCCAGCGUGGCCUGAAGGACCCCAACCAGCUGAUUCGUGCCAGUGCCCUCCGCGUCCUCUCUAGCAUCCGUGUGCCCAUCAUAGUGCCCAUCAUGAUGCUAGCCAUCAAGGAAGCCGCCUCAGACAUGUCACCCUACGUGCGGAAAACAGCUGCCCAUGCCAUCCCUAAACUCUAUAGUUUGGACUCUGACCAGAAGGACCAGCUGAUAGAAGUCAUUGAGAAGCUUCUGGCCGACAAGACGACACUGGUGGCAGGCAGCGUGGUGAUGGCCUUCGAGGAGGUGUGCCCGGAACGCAUAGACCUGAUCCACAAAAACUACCGGAAACUCUGUAACCUGCUCAUCGACGUGGAGGAGUGGGGGCAGGUGGUCAUCAUCAGCAUGCUCACUCGCUACGCCCGCACGCAGUUCCUGAGCCCCACCCAGAACGAAUCCCUGCUAGAGGAGAACCCCGAGAAAGCCUUCUACGGCUCGGAGGAAGACGAGGCCAAGGGCCCGGGGUCGGAGGAGGCGGCCGCUGCGGCGCUACCCGCCCGAAAGCCCUACGUCAUGGACCCGGACCACCGGCUGCUGCUGCGCAACACCAAGCCGCUGCUGCAGAGCCGCAGCGCCGCGGUGGUCAUGGCGGUGGCGCAGCUCUACUUCCACCUGGCGCCCAAGGCGGAGGUGGGCGUCAUCGCCAAGGCGCUAGUGCGCCUGCUGCGCAGCCACAGUGAGGUGCAGUACGUUGUGCUCCAGAAUGUGGCCACCAUGUCCAUCAAGCGCCGGGGUAUGUUUGAGCCCUACUUGAAGAGCUUCUACAUCAGGUCCACCGACCCUACCCAGAUCAAGAUCCUGAAGCUGGAAGUGCUGACCAACUUGGCCAAUGAGACCAACAUCCCUACUGUCCUACGGGAAUUCCAGACCUACAUUCGCAGCAUGGACAAGGAUUUUGUGGCAGCCACAAUCCAGGCCAUUGGACGCUGUGCAACUAACAUAGGACGGGUCCGUGACACUUGCCUCAACGGCCUGGUACAGCUGCUAUCCAACCGUGAUGAGCUUGUGGUUGCAGAGUCGGUGGUCGUCAUUAAGAAAUUGCUGCAGAUGCAGCCAGCACAGCAUGGGGAGAUCAUCAAACACUUGGCAAAGCUCACAGACAACAUCCAGGUGCCUAUGGCCCGAGCCAGCAUCCUGUGGCUCAUUGGAGAGUACUGUGAGCAUGUCCCCAAGAUUGCACCUGAUGUCCUGAGAAAAAUGGCCAAGUCAUUCACAGCAGAGGAAGAUAUUGUCAAGCUGCAGGUCAUCAAUCUGGCAGCCAAGCUCUACCUGACCAACUCUAAGCAGACCAAGUUGCUCACCCAGUAUGUGCUGAGUCUGGCCAAGUACGACCAGAACUAUGAUAUCCGUGACCGAGCGCGCUUCACCCGGCAGCUCAUUGUCCCUUCUGAGCAGGGCGGGGCCCUCAGUCGCCAUGCCAAGAAGCUCUUCCUGGCACCCAAACCAGCCCCAGUCUUGGAGUCAUCCUUCAAAGACCGGGAUCACUUCCAGCUGGGCUCACUGUCCCACCUUCUCAAUGCCAAGGCCACUGGCUACCAGGAGCUCCCAGACUGGCCAGAGGAAGCCCCAGACCCAUCUGUGCGCAACGUGGAGGUACCUGAAUGGACGAAAUGCUCAAACCGGGAGAAGAGGAAGGAGAAGGAAAAACCCUUCUACUCAGACUCUGAGGGGGAGUCAGGCCCCACGGAGUCUGCAGACAGUGAUCCUGAGUCUGAGAGUGAGUCGGACAGUAAUAGCAGCAGCGAGAGUGGCUCUGGGGAGUCCAGCAGUGAGUCUGAUAAUGAAGAUCAAGAUGAGGAUGAGGAGAAAGGGAGAGGCAGCGAGAGUGAACAGAGUGAGGAGGAAGGUGAGAAGAGGAAAAUGAAGAAGAAGAAGGUGCCAGAGGGACAAGGAGAAGGCUCGUCCUCAGAUGAGGGCAGUGAUUCCAGCAGUAGCUCAUCAGAGUCCGAGAUGACAUCAGAGUCUGAGGAGGAGCAAGUGGAACCUGCCUCCUGGAGGAGGAAAACACCUCCCAGCAGCAAAAGUGCCCCGGCCACCAAGGAAAUCUCUCUGCUUGAUCUGGAGGACUUCACCCCUCCCAGUGUCCAGCCUGUGUCUCCCUCCAUGGUUGUGUCCACCAGUCUGGCUGCUGACCUGGAGGGUCUGACACUCACAGAUUCCUCGCUGGUGCCCUCGCUGCUGAGUCCAAUGUCAGGUGUUGGGAGGCAGGAGCUGCUGCACCGGGUAGCUGGCGAGGGGCUAGCCGUGGACUAUGCCUUCAGCCGCCAGCCUUUCUCUGGUGGCCCCCACAUGGUGUCUGUGCACGUCUACUUCUCCAAUAAUUCUGAUACCCCCAUCAAUGGCCUGCAUAUAGGCACCCCCAAACUGCCUGCUGGCAUCAGCAUCCAAGAAUUUCCUGAAAUCGAGUCUCUGGCACCUGGAGAAUCUGCCACUGCUGUAAUGGGCAUUAAUUUCUGUGACUCAACCCAGGCAGCCAACUUCCAGCUGUGCACUCAAACCCGACAGUUCUACGUCUCCAUUCAGCCACCUGUUGGGGAGCUGAUGGCCCCUGUGUUCAUGAGUGAGAAUGAGUUCAAAAAGGAACAGGGAAAGCUGACGGGCAUGAACGAGAUCACAGAGAAGCUCACACUGCCAGACACCUGUCGGAGCGACCACAUUGUGGUGCAGAAAGUGACUACCACUGCCAACCUGGGUCGUGUCCCUUGUGGGACAUCUGAUGAGUACAGGUUUGCAGGCAGGACACUGACCAGCGGGAGCCUGGUCCUGCUGACCCUGGACGCCCGGCCAGCUGGAGCUGCCCAGUUGACCAUCAACAGCGAGAAGAUGGUGAUUGGCACCAUGUUGGUGAAGGACGUAAUACAGGCCCUGACCCAGUGACUCCCGAGUGCUGUGACCUCUUUGGGCCCCACCUGUCUUCCCCCAUGACACCUGAGCUGUUAGUCCCUCUCACUUUUUCUCCCCCCCCCCAUCAGAUUGCUCAUGCCAGUUAGCAUCCAGGGGGUCCUGUCUCUGGUCAUUACCAGGUCCUCCUCCAUUCCCCUCCCCACACGUUCCUUAGUGACCUGUGCAGGGGGAGACAGCCACUGUUCCCUUCAAUCCUCAGCUUUCUGUAGCUAUUUAUGUAGGAAAGUCUCAAUAAAAUGUCUUCUCCCUAGA
Molecule: messenger RNA, 3417 nt
Organism: Galeopterus variegatus (Sunda flying lemur)
Lineage: Eukaryota; Metazoa; Chordata; Mammalia; Dermoptera; Cynocephalidae
Gene: AP3B2
Product: adaptor-related protein complex 3, beta 2 subunit
Exons: 25
Coding region: 16-3138 (1040 amino acids)
Biological process (GO): anterograde synaptic vesicle transport; vesicle-mediated transport; intracellular protein transport
Cellular component (GO): membrane coat; AP-3 adaptor complex
Source: RefSeq, a predicted model, not a curated record